AUGGCUGAAAAGCUGCAGGAGCAGCUGAAAGAGCUCGGAUCGAAGCUCGACAUCUGUCCUGAUUCGAAAGACGUUCUUAUGAAGCUUUUGAAGCAAGCAGCAGGAUGCCUUUCUGAUUUAGACCAGUUACCGCUGAAAUCCGUAGUUGAGUCCAUGCAGUCUUUUGUAAAUGCAAUUGCUAAGCCAGAACUUCUAAAGCAUCAAGAUCCGGAGGUCAAGCUUUUCGUCGCUGCUUGUAUCUGUGAAAUAACUCGCAUUACUGCACCUGAGGCUCCUUAUGACGAUGAUGUUUUAAAGGAUAUCUUUCAGUUGAUUGCAAGUACUUUCAGUGGCUUAAGUGAUACGAAUAGCCCAUCUUUUGGAAGGAGAGUUGUUAUUCUGGAAACUGUGGCUAGAUACAGAUCAUGUGUUGUGAUGCUGGAUCUUGAAUGUGAUGAUCUCAUAAAUGAAAUGUUUAGCACUUUUUUAACUGUUGCAAGAGAUGAGCAUCCUGAAAAUGUUUCGACUUCGAUGCAAACAAUCAUGGAGGUUGUUUUAGAAGAAAGCGAGGACAUACAGGAGAAUCUUUUACUGAUUUUAUUGUCUGUUUUGGGUCGCAAUAAGAAGGAUGUAUCGACAGCUGCAAGGAGGCUUGCUAUGAAUGUGAUAGAGCAUUGUGCUGGAAAACUGGAACCUGGCAUAAAGCAGUUUCUUAUAUCAUCAAUGACAGGAGACAGAGGGUCUAUGAAGUGUCAGAUUGACUACCAUGAAGUACUUUAUGACAUCUAUCAUUGUGCCCCUAAAAUCUUAUCAGGAGUUGUUCCUUACCUUACUGGAGAACUACUGACUGAUCAGUUGGACAUUCGUUUAAAAGCGGUGAGCUUAGUGGGAGACCUUUUUGCUUCACGGGGAUCUGAUAUCUCUGAAUCAUUCCAGCCGAUCUUUUUGGAGUUUUUAAAAAGAUUAACUGAUAGAACAGUGGAGGUUAGAAUGUCUGUCCUUGAGCGCAUGAAAAUUUGUCUUCUGGCAGAUCCUUUCAGAGCUGAAGCUCUUCAAAUGAUAUCUGCACUAUGUGACCGACUGCUGGACUAUGAUGAUGUCGUCCGCAAACAAGUUGUUUGUGUGCUUUCUGAUGUAGCGUGUCAUGCCCUCACAUCGAUGCCUCUUGGAAAUAUCAAGUUGAUAUCUGAACGCCUUCGAGACAAAUCUCUUUCUGUUAAAAGUUAUACAAUGGAGAGGCUAGCCGACAUAUACCGGUGCUAUUGUUUGAACUGUUCGAGCGAAUCGACAAUGACUUAUCAAUAUGAUUGGAUUGUUGGGAAGAUUUUGAGAUGUUUUUAUGAUAAAGAUUUCAGAUCAGAUACUAUUGAACGCAUUUUAUGUCUAUCCCUUUUCCCAACUGAUUUUUCAGUCAAAGAUAAGGUGUCAAAUUGGGUUAGGAUCUUCUCUGGAUUUGACAAAAUCGAGGUUAAGGCUCUUGAAAAGAUACUAGAGCAGAAGCAAAGGUUGCAACAAGAGUUUCUGAAGUACCUUUCCUUCCGUCAAUUAUCACAGGAAGGUGAUGCUAUUGAGCUCCAGAAGAAAGUAACGUUUUGUUUCCGUGUCAUGUCUCGCUGUUUCACUGAUCCUGCAAGGGCAGAGGAGAAUUUUCAGAUUUUUGACCAGUUAAAAGACACUAAUAUUUGGAAAAAAUUUGCAAGUCUUCUCGACACAAACACUAGCUAUCCUCAAGCUUGUAGUUUACGGGAUGAUAUAUUGAAGAUCGUGGGUGAGAAGCAUCAGCUCUAUGAGUUUUUGAGCAUCCUCUCAUUGAAGUGCUCUUAUCUGAUUUUUGGCAAGGAGCAUAUCAAAGAAAUCCUUCUGGAGGCUGAUAUACAGAAAUCAGCUGGAAAUUCUGAGUUAAUAUUGUCGUGCAUGACAAUACUUGUGAUUCUUGCACGUUUCAGUCCUCUACUAUUAAGUGGAAUUGAAGAAGAAUUGAUACAUCUUCUUGAGGACGACAAUGAGAUAAUGAAGGAAGGUGUUUUGCAUAUUCUUGCAAAGGCUGGAGGAACCAUCCGAGAACAGCUGGGAGUUUCAUCGAGAUCGUUAGACCUUAUACUUGAGCGGAUAUGCAUUGAGGGUAGCAGGAGGCAGGCCAAGUAUGCUGUAUAUGCCCUGGCAUCAAUAACAAAAGAUGAUGGGCUCAUGUCUUUGUCUGUUCUCUACAAGAGGCUUGUUGAUAUGCUUGAGGAGAAGUCCCAUUUGCCGGCUGUACUACAAUCUCUUGGAUGUAUAGCACAAACUGCUAUGCCAGUCUUUGAAACAAGAGAAAGUGAGGUUGAAGAGUUCAUAAAGAAAAACAUAUUGGAAUGCAGCCAUAUGUCAGAAGAUGAAGCAAAUGAAUGUUGGGAUGAUAGAAGUGAACUUUGUUCAUUGAAGAUAUAUGGGAUUAAAGCAUUGGUCAAGAGCUAUUUACCUGUCAAAGACGCGCAUCUUCGUUCUGGGAUUGACACUCUUGUUGAAAUGCUCAAGAGUAUACUGUCUUUCGGAGAAAUAUCAAGAAACAUUCAAUCAAGUUUAUCGGAUAAGGCUCAUUUGAAGCUUGCUGCAGCAAAAGCUGUCCUUCGUCUAUCAAAGCAUUGGGAACAUAAAAUUCCUGUUGAUGUGUUUUACCUGACCUUGAGAACUUCUGAGGCUAAUUUUCCGGAGGUAAAGAAACUACUUCUCAAUAAGGUUCAUCAGUAUGUAAAGGACCGGAUUUUAGACCCAAAGUAUGCUUGUGCCUUCAUACUUGAUAUUGAUCCUCAGCAGUUGGAGUUUGAAGAGAACAAACACAAUUUUAAUGAUAUCAUCCAGAUGUGUCAACAAGGAAGAGCACGCCAUGUUUCUACACUGAGUGAUGCAAAUUCUACACCAAUAAAUCCAGAAUACCUUCUCCCAUAUGUGGUCCAUGCUCUUUCUCAUCAUUCUUCAUUUCCGGAUGUUGAUGAAUGCAAAGAUGUCAAAGCAUUUGAAGUUAUUUACAGGCAAUUUUAUUUGUUCCUGUCUAUGCUGGUGCAUCGAGAUGAUGAAGGCAAGUCUGAUGUCAGUAAUAACAAGGACAGGGAAAGUAUUUCGUUACUAUAUUCGAUCUUUUUAUGUAUCAAGAAUUCAGAAGAUGCUUACUCUGCAACUAAAUCCAAGAACUCAUAUGCUCUCUGCGACCUUGGCCUGUCAAUCAUUAAGCGGCUAGCACCAAAGCAAGAUGAUCUUCAAGACUUGAGUGCUUCAGUGGUCCUACCUUCAGCACUAUAUAAGCCACUUGAUAAGAAAGAAGGAAAUGACUCACUGGUUGGUGAAGGGAAGACUUGGCUGGCUGAUGAGAGUAUCUUGGCGCACUUUGAAUCACUUAAGUUGGAAGCUAAUGGAAUGAUCAAUUCAGAAAUUGUAGAGGAUGAUGCCAUGAAGGACAGUGAAACAGAGGGAAGCGAGAUGCCUUUGGGAAAGUUGAUGAAACGUCUAAAAGCUAAGGCAUCAAAGGCAAAAAAAGAGGUGGAGAGCAAGUCUGCACCAGCAGAAGUGGAUAAUGAAAAUAAUGUUGAUAUUUUGAAAGUGGUGAAGGAAAUAAAUAUGGAUAACUUGGGAAUAACUAGCAAGCUCAAGUCAAGCAAUGGAAAUGAGUAUGUUCAUAAGAAAAGGAGAAGUGAUCAUAAGCCUCAGAAGAGGAAGAUGAUGUUUAGUGAAUCAACUAAUGUUCCUGUACCAAAACGUAAGAGAUCAUCGUCUACCCAAGGGCACAAGUCUCUUCCGACGAUUUCUCCAAAGGGUUUUAUGACUCCAACCAAUUUAAAUCGAGAGAAACUCUCGGUCGACUCUACCAAAAUGGGCAAGGAGCUUCAAACUGGUCCAGGGGAUAAAUAUAUGCAAGAAAAUAAUAUCAAACCUGCAAGGUCAGACUUGGUGGUUUCAUCUAUGGAGAAGAAAUCCAGCUCCUCAAAACAGAAAGGCAAGCAUUUUGAUGGAGUUUAUGGUGAGGGAGAUGAUGAAUCAAACCAUAAAGCCAAGAAGCCUAAGAAAAUUGGGUUGACAGUUACCACAUCCUCGAUCAGUAAUUCCAAAUCGGGAUCGACGAAGAAUAAAAAACAGAAAAGUAUUACUGGGUUAGCAAAGUGCUCUGUGAAGGACAAUGAAAGUUCUACGGCUGACUUGAUUGGUUGCAGAAUAAAAGUUUGGUGGCCAAUGGAUAAGAAGUUCUAUGAAGGUGUCGUGAAGUCUUUUGACACUCAGAAAAUGAAGCAUGUGAUAUUAUAUGAUGAUGGAGAUGUGGAAGUUCUUCGAUUAGAUAAGGAGCGGUGGGAACUUGUUGAGAAUGGCCAAAAAACUGAGAAGCGGUCAGUUUCGUCAAAGGGUCUCAGUCCUGAAAUAGGGUCAUCUGAGAGAAAAAGGAAGUCAACAGGAGGCUCAAAGCAAAAGAAAAAAUUGUCAGAAAUAUCUCCAUCGCCCCAAGUAAAAAGGAAAAGAACUCCAAGGGAAAAUUUGAAACAGAGACAAAAGGGUCCAUUAAGGAGUGAAUCCAUGAGUGGAAGGGUUGGAAGUCUUGGUGUUGCCUUGGCUGAAUCUGCCUCAAUGUCCAUUGACUCAGAGCCGGAGCAGAAUGAAAGGAUUGAAAAGAGUUCGGCUGAUGUGGACCAAUCGGACAAUGAUGAGAAACUAACGGAAAGUGCCGAGAAGGGCUCGAGUGAUGCAGGAGAGUCCAAGGAUGAAGAAACUCAUUCUGAAGGAAUAUAUGGAUCUGAUAACGGAGGAGUUUCUUCUUCAGACAAGCAGCAGCCACAUGGGACCAGGGAAGAACAUGGACAAGAGGCUGAAAAAGUUGAUCACUCAACAGCUUCAGAUAAACCUGAGAAGAAGAUUCCAGCUUCUAGUUCCAUGGACCCAGAACUUUCAGACGAUGAGCCUCUUAAUGUGUGGAAGCAGCGAGUUGGAAAAUAA
Messenger RNA from Fraxinus pennsylvanica, 4932 nucleotides. The record is from the annotation of a GenBank genome assembly. NCBI's taxonomy places the organism in Eukaryota, Viridiplantae, Streptophyta, Magnoliopsida, Lamiales, Oleaceae.